This is a messenger RNA of Ooceraea biroi (clonal raider ant), 3703 nucleotides long. RefSeq names its product methyltransferase-like protein 7A. Gene Ontology annotation, molecular function: S-adenosylmethionine-dependent methyltransferase activity. NCBI's taxonomy places the organism in Eukaryota, Metazoa, Arthropoda, Insecta, Hymenoptera, Formicidae. The record is from RefSeq and is a predicted model, not a curated record.
AAAUUAUUUAAUUAUUUUAUUGGCUAAAAUUAUACAUUGAUAUGAAUAUCUGCAAAAUUCUCCAUUUAAUCACUCAAUUUUUCAUAAUGCAGAUACAAUAUAUUAUAUUAUAACAAUAGUAAAAAAUGAUAAGAAAAACUUAGAAUUUGCGAGACAAGAUGCGCAGUAUAAUAAUACAUUUUCACAUCAUUAAGAAGUAAAUAUAUUAAUUUCUUAUAAAUUGUGUUUUUCUCCAAUCUUCUUUUGUUAACUUUUUAAUAAACUAUGAGCGCUAACUAAAAUCUUUUAAAAUUUAUUCAGAGUCAUGAUCUUUACAACAUAAUAUGCUAAGCGCAAGAUCAUCCACGAAGUCUAACUUUUUAUCAAUAUCUACCCAAUAUUGUUUUGUUAAAUUAAUUUGUAUAUUAGAUAUUCAAUAAAAAUAUGAGAUGAUCUAUUCAACAAAUUCUCUUAUGGCGAAGAAUAAUUACUGUAUAUAGAUAUACAAGCGCAAAUGGGAUUUAUGUGUCAGAAAACAAGGUUUUAGUUCUUAUCUUAUCGUAGUGAUAUAGUGAAUUUACUAGUAAGCUGAAAUGAAAUUCAAGCUUCAGCGCCUCAUAAUACUAUGAUGCUCUUGAUAUAUUAAUAUGUACUGAUAGUAUAUACGUAUCGCUUUCAAAUAGAAGUGACAUUUCAUUUCUUUAAUUUCAAAAUUCACAUUAUUUUUGUGAAAUAAUGAGUAAUUCAAAUAAAAUUUACGGGUGAUUAUGUCUUUUUACAUAUCUAAUUUUGAAAUAUGAUUUUUUAUACAAAUGUCUUUUGUAUCAACUUUAUUAAAAAUAUAUAAAGAAACAUACUUGUUAUAAAUAUUUGUGCAAUACUUAAAUCACAUUAUCAUUAAACAAAACUUUGGAUGAAUAUUUGUUCCAGAUUCUCGAAAUUGUUAUCCGUCACUGGUUGUAAGUGAUUCGAUGACGUAUUUCUAUCAAGGUUCAACAUCAAGAAAACAAUCGGUGCUGUUACGUAAAGAAGUAACAAUCAAAACGCUCGAAAUCAUAUCAUUAUAAUAUUGUACAUCAAAUUAAUCACAAUUCUGAAUAAAUAUCAAAUACGUAAGUAAGUAAUUAAGCAUUAUUAUUUACAAAUAAAGCCAUAAGCUAAGACUUUAUUUAAAUGCAUAUUACAAUAUAUAUAAAAAUUCAUAUAUACUGUCAUAAUAUAAGCAAAUCUCGAAUUAAUUUACGUAAUUGUUGCAUAUGAGUAACGCAGUUUUUAAUUUAUUUUAAUUUUUUAUUUGUUUUCAGCUACAAUAAGGAGGAACUUGUUGUAAAUAUGUAAGAAAAUAGUUACAUUUACUUGCUGCUAACACAUGGAACUUCGUUGAAAACAAUCUAUCAUCUUAUUGUGAGAUUGCUCGACACAGUGAAUUUUGCUUAUUAAUAUUGUUUCAUCCUUAUAAUUUACUCAAAAUGAGCAACAACGAUUUAUGGAUACGUGACAUAAUCGCGAGUUACGGAGUGAUUGUGAUGAUCAUUUUAUGCAUUGGAAUCUGGAUCAUUCGGAAAUGGCCUGGACUGCGAAAAGAUAUUUACAAGGCUCAUCUUCUGGGAUUCGAGAUAGAAUGUGCUGAACUAGCCAGCCCGUACAAAGAGCAUCUCUUUAAAGCGCUGCAAUAUAUCGUCUCCAACGACGAAAUGUUGCGAUCCAUGGGCUCCAUUCGCAUUCUUGAAAUUGGUGUUAAAACGGGUGAAAAUAUACAAUUUUAUCCGGAAGGUACCCAUCUCAUCGGCGUCGAUUGGAACGUCAAGCUAGGUGAAUAUCUGGUCAAAGGGCAUCGUUCGUGGCAAUUUUCUCAUGUGAUUAUCGAACGACUGAUAGUAGGCGAUGGAAGUUCCUUGAAGGAAGUACCAACGGGAUGUGUGGAUGUAGUAGUGACAACUAGAUCAUUAUGCUCCGUGAGAUCAAUACGAUCGACUCUUCAGGAAAUUCGCAGAGUGUUAACUCCGGGCGGGAAAUAUAUUUUCGUGGAGCACGUUCCAGAGAAGAAGGGCACUUGCAAACGGUGGUUACAGAUAGCGUUGACGCGAACCGGCAUAUGGCCCUCUUUAUUUGGCGAUUGUCGCUUAGACGCCGAUUGCGUUGCUGAGAUUGAAAACGCUGGUUUCGAGAAGGUAUCAUGGACAUUUUUAGCUCUGGAGGGAUACGUCUCCCAUUCUUUUCACUUGAGUCUCUCUAAACAGCACGUGUUUGGUAUAGCAACAAGGUGAGAAUAUAUUUUGGCAAAGGGAUAAAUAGUAAUAAAUAUUAAUUUUCAUCAAUCAUGUUUUAUAUUAAGCUUUAAUAAAUAAGCAACAUGUUUAUGUAUGUAUGUAUGUACAAACAGUUCAUUUGAUAUGUGACGAUUUGAAAAACUCGGAAAAUUCAGCAUCAAGUUUUAUUUUGUAAUAUUGAAUAGAGUAUCUUAUAUAGAAUAAGAGAAAAAUCUCACAUACCACAUAUGCAUCCAAUAUAAUUUCGUUUUUCUCAUUUAAUAUAUAAUAUAAUGACCGCAAAAUAAAUAUGAUUUUCUAGGUCAAUAUACAUAUACCUGUACAAUAUAUAUAUAUAUAUAUAUGUUUGCUAUUAAUUUUAACGAUGUUUAAAAUAAAAUAUCAUUCUUUUAUGAUUUCGAUUUACAGAAACAUCAUAUGACACUCUGUUUUUGUUUUAUAUAACUGAUUAUGUAUGAGCUGAUAAUUAUUAAUAAUUAUUGAUAUAAAAACACCUGUCUGAUUGAAUAAUAUAUGUAUUCAAUCAGACAGGUGUUUUUAUAUCAAUAAUAUAUAUAGAAAGAGAAAACAGUAUAUCUGAUAUCAUAUUAUGUGGAAGACUUAUAAAGUAUUGUAACAAUUUUGAUACAUGCGUUUAUGUGAUUAACAUUACGAAAAAAACACUUAGUAAACAGAACAGAAAAUUUGACAUGCUAUAAAAUAGUUUCUUCCUAUAUGUAAUCACAAUGUGCACAACAUUUUUCAAAGAAUCUCUUAUAGUUCACAUAAAAACUAGAAAGAUAGAAUUAUUAAAAAUAAUUUAUAGAAAGCGUUGUAUAACAAAAUUUAUCGCAAUAAAUGUAUAACAUUUUUAUUUUUAUGUUGUCCUUAUCAGAGAUGUCACAUAUAAAUUAUAUUUUAAAUAUAUCCUCAUAUCAUCGCUUUCCUCUUAUGAAUAUACAUGCACGCGUGCUUAAUCUUAAACUGUUUAAUCUUACAACUUUUUUCCUCAUUUUUCUGACAGAUAAUGUAUCAUCUGUAUAACAGCAAGAUCUCAAAUAACUACUAAUAAUUACUGCUUCGGAGUUUUUAUUUCCAUAGUAACAAAAAAUAAACAGGAAUUUAUUACCUGUAUAUUUUAAGUUAGGUUUAAAUUAUAGUUUGUAUCGGAUGAGAGUUGAUAGAGGCUGUGAUACAAUGUAACGUGUUAUGUAUAUGACUGUGUUAUUUCGAUGUAAGUUGUAAAUUGUAAAGUAAGGUAAUGCAAAUGCCGUAUCGUAAAUAAUAGUGAUGGCGGUAAUUUAGGAGGUAUGGUAGAACAAGGUGCAGAUAAGAUUAAAGGUAUCUGGAGGAAUAGGAUAGGUAAGUUAAGUGGUAUGAUUGAUUGGAAGGAUGGAUGAAUGAUUGGUUAAGGUAUUUUGAUGUAAACCAAGUCCCUUUCUUGGCGAAAACUGAAAUAAAUAUAUUAUAUAUAU